Penicillium waksmanii is the source of this 1926-nucleotide messenger RNA. RefSeq lists its product as uncharacterized. The record is from RefSeq and is a predicted model, not a curated record. The transcript is spliced from 4 exons. Gene Ontology annotation, cellular component: nucleus. Lineage: Eukaryota; Fungi; Ascomycota; Eurotiomycetes; Eurotiales; Aspergillaceae. The coding region runs from base 1 to 1926 and encodes 641 amino acids. Gene Ontology annotation, molecular function: transcription cis-regulatory region binding; DNA-binding transcription factor activity, RNA polymerase II-specific; zinc ion binding. Gene Ontology annotation, biological process: regulation of DNA-templated transcription; DNA-templated transcription.
AUGGAGGGCGCACCAUUACCCUCCCCACUGGAGGUGAAUGCAUUGCGAGACUCAUUCGGUGAUCGAAAGCCACCGGAUAUCACUCGAAAGAUCACUGCUUGCGUUGCUUGCCGAAAACAGAAGGUCAAAUGUCAUAUGCGUGAUGGCCAGAUACCAUGCUCACGGUGCAAAAAGAGAGGGUUGCCAUGUGCGGUCAAUCGAAGCUUACAGACUCUACUCGAGCAGGAUGUGACAUGGAAAGGAGCAGUUGUCCAAAAGAUCAAACGGCUUGAAGACGCUAUUGCCAAAAUAGCCACCAAGGUUGAUAUCCCUGAGUUGGGAACAAAGUCACAAAAUGAGGAGCAUUUAGACUCCAUCAGUCCACCCGCGGUGGAUAUGACCAACGCGGACCUAGCAAGCCCGAGUCCAGAAUCCCCAGUCCAGGAUGAACAGUCGGCAAGCAACACCUGGAGAGUAGUUAUGGACCCUCGAGGUGGUCCAGGAUCCAUCCCAGCGUCCAGUCUCUCUGACAAUAUUAGAGCCACUAUGCCAAGUGGUUUAUCAACGACUCGUCGGCCAGAUCUGAUAUCCACCGGUUUAAUUACAAUGCGCCAAGGGCUUGCACUAUUCGAUACAUACCACCUCCGCUUGGAUCAUUUCUUAUAUAGGAUUCUUGGUGACCACAUUAGUUUGGACUCAGUUCGCAACGCAUCACCUUUGUUGACAGCGGCAGUUUGCACUGUGGGGGCUUUACAUUCGCCUUCUCAAGGCCAUCUCUUCGAAACGUGUUAUUCGGAAUUCAAAGGCUUGGUGUCUAGCCAAGUAUUCUCGCGACACGUAAACGAGGACGACAUUCGAGGUUUAUGUAUUGGUGCAUUUUGGUUGCAUGAAUUGUCUUGGGCGUUAAUUGGAAAUGCCGUCCGGAUUGCAUCCAAUAUUAAUUUGCAUAGCGGAAUUUACAAGGCUCUCAAGGGCGACCGGGAAGGUUACAUCCAAGCCCGCCUGUACUAUUUAGUCUAUGUCUGCGACCACCACUUCUCGAUCGCAUAUGGCAGGCCUCCAAUGUCACGCGAGGGAUUCAUCAUCAAUUCUGCCAGUAAAUUGCUCGGAACUGAGAAUGCAACUGAAGAUGAUGCCAGACUAGUCAGCCAGGUCAAAGAGUGGGCCAUCUUGGGUCAGGUAUUUGACACCUUCGGCGUCGAUGUCGACACAGCUAUUCAUCCCCAGAUAAUACCACAACUCCGACGGUACUCAAUCGCAUUGGAUACCUGGUAUGCUGAUUGGAUUGAAAGCUUUCAAGAAAAUCGUCGGGUGGGAAAUUACCCAGCCAAGGGAGUUGGAUUUCAUUUCCAUUUCGCAAAGCUCUAUCUUUGUUCACAUGCAUUCCGCGGAGUCCCAGCCCUCGAGAAUACGACGCAAUAUUUUUCUCCCGAGUUAGAAGAGAUCGCCAACUCUGGUGUACUUGCCGCCAUGUCAAUUCUCCGAGUCAUCGUCUCGGACCCGGAAUUUCGGUCAUUUAUGAAUGGUCUUCCUCUAUACUUCGACACGAUGCUCGCGUUCGCAGUGGUCUUUCUUUUGAAGGUGGCUACUAAAUAUGCAGCUGUGAUACGGAUUGACACCGAAAAAAUCAUAUCCCUUGUUUCUCAGACGGUAGCUGCCCUUCGAGAAAUAACCCAGCCAAUGCAUCGUCAGCAUUUGCUAGUUACAAUCUCGGAAGGGCUAGAGAAACUCCUCUACAAAUGCCGAGCUCCGAUACAAUCAACGGACGAAGGAAUAACGUAUCAACCAUCACCAGCAAUGGACCCUCACGCCCAGUUUGAUACAGCCUGGAUGGAAAAUAUGGCGAGCUUUGACUUCCAGACCAAUUUCCCCGAUCUAGAUGAAUGGUGGCUUCAUUAUAAUGCAGCGGUAGGAUCUAGUGCACGGGGAAUGCCAUUGGGUUCAUAA